CCAGUGUGUAUCGAUGUGUGUGCCCUGUGGACGAAAUAAAGUUGAUUGAAGCUGCUUCAACUGGAAAAGCGAUAAAAAUUCAGGUGUGAAUGUGAAUAAUAGCAAAAUAAACGCAUCGCUGACAAAAGUCCAACAACGGAGCAAAGUGAACGAGCGCCUCGCGCACUAAACACAAUGUGUGCACAAUUGUUGUUGCCGCCACCGCUGCCGCUGCCACUGUCGCUGUCUCUGCCGCCUGUGGCACAUACAUCAUUAAAUAUUAAAUCAAUAUUCAUAGUCUUACUGGCCACACUACUGCUGAGCCCCGAUGCGGUGCUGUCGCGCAAACAUCACUUGGAAGUUCGCAAUGAUAUGCGUCCAUAUAUUGCGCUGAGCACCUUUGGUUUCUACAUAAAUGGCCACUUGGAUGUGCAGCUCAGUAAAUUUACAAUAGAUGAGGAGCGUUCAACAGAUUUGUUCGGACUCUCGCUGGACAAAACAACAAUAGAUCAACUGAAUCCGUACUUGGACUCGCAUCAAAACAAAUGUAUAUUGGAGGAGCCGCCAGCAAAGCAAACCAGCGGUCCCAUACUAUUCUUUCUGCUGGACCUGAAGGAAUUGAAGGUGCGCGUGCAAUGCUCACCAGAAUGGUCGAAUUUGCACAUUUAUCGCGGAAAGCGUCACUCGCAUGUGACCCAAGUCAGUGAUUCGGCUUUAUUCAUGCAAAGCCGCCGACGUCGUGAUCUUGAUUCGGAGGAUAUGGCUGACGAUCUUGAGGAACACUUCAACGAGGAGCCUCUCGAAGCGGAUGAUGCCAAAAGCCCAGAUUAUAAGCCAUCAUCGCCACUUGUGGCGGGCAAAAUUGCCAUCACGCCCUCAGCUAAACCUGGCUCUUUGGAGGCACAGGCAGCGGAAGCAGUACCCAUCAUAGUUUCAUCGUCUAAUGAGGAGUCACCUGAUAAACCAGCAGCUUCCAUAAAGGCUUCUGAUGCGGCACCCAUCAAAGAAGCACCGGCAGCAAAUGCUCCGUUGGCUGCACCUCAACAGUCUCCCAAUGUGCCACCAAUUGCUGCCGGUUCUGCUGCCAUAUCAAGUAGCAUCCUAAGCGCCACUCCGUCAAGCGCCAAAAGCAAUGAACCUGCACCUGUUGCAGCUUCAGCUCCUGCGCCCGCUCCAGUUCCUGCACAGCCUUCGUUUAAAACCAUCAUGAAUAGCAAAUCCUCCGCGGAACUCAACUUUGAUGAGAUCAAUUCGUACAAGCCCGAGCAAGGUGAUCUGUGCCACGAUUUUACUCUGCCCCUGGAGAAAGAGACCAUCGAUGGGGUCAGCUAUUAUAAUUUCAGCUUUAAUAUGUUUGUGACUACGCUGCAUGAGGAAGGCCUCUAUAAUCUCUAUUUCCAUGCCUGUCCCAACUAUCGGAAUCCCAAAAUUGUUUCAUUCAAUGUGGACAUUGAGGAGAAUAACAAUGGCAAUUAUUUAUCGGCUGGCGAAAUGCCGCUACCUGCUUUAUAUUUUAUGAUGAGUCUACUAUUCUUCUUGUCUGGACUCUUCUGGGUGUUUAUUCUGAAGAAGAGCAAGCACACUGUUUACAAAAUACAUUACCUAAUGGCUGUGUUGGUCUUCCUUAAGUCGCUUUCGCUGAUGUUCCAUUCAAUUAAUUAUCAUUUUAUUGAGAAGCGUGGCGAGCAUGUCGAGACUUGGGCCAUACUCUAUUACAUAGCCCAUUUGCUGAAGGGGGCUGUGCUCUUCAUUACCAUUGUACUAAUCGGCACUGGAUGGACAUUUAUUAAGCACAUAUUAUCAGACAAAGAUAAGAAGAUAUUUAUGAUUGUAAUACCGCUGCAGGUGCUGGCGAAUGUCGCACAAAUUAUUACCGACGAAUCGGACCAGAGCGAUGCCGAAUUCCGCACCUGGCGCAACAUUUUCUUCUUUGUGGACUUGCUUUGUUGUGGAGCCAUAUUGUUUCCCAUUGUUUGGUCGAUACGACAUUUGCACGAGGCCUCCGCCACCGAUGGCAAGGCGGCAAUUAACUUGCGGAAGCUGAAGCUCUUCCGCCAGUUCUACAUCAUGAUUGUCUGUUACAUUUACUUCACGCGCAUCAUUGUGGAUCUGCUGCAGAUGACAGUGGUGUUCCAAUAUGCCUGGCUGGAUGAGAUGUUCCGUGAGAUGGCCACCUAUGUGUUCUUUGUGCUGACUGGCUACAAAUUCCGGCCCGUCUCCUCACAUCCCUACUUCACCGUGCCCGACGACGAUGACGAUGAGGAGGUCGAGGUGCUCACCGCAUCCGGCCUCACCGAGACGUUGCAUCGCACCAAAACGCUCAAUCGUGUACCCCAACCGACCACAACCAUUAUCGAGGGCAACGAUGAUGAGCGUGAGAAUCUGAUUGCUAAACGAGAAUCAAGUCAUGAAUACGAUUAGAUAUACAUAUACACAUAUAUAUAUAUAUUUAACAAAGAUGUGCUGCACAUUCGACACGUACUUUAAGCGGCCCCCCAAAGCCGAACAAUAAUGCCUAGUUUGUAAUUCCCUCUCGUGUGCAAUGCAAAAGCAAUAGAGCCAACAAUCGGGAAUUGGACACGGGAUCGAGAGUGCCACGAUCAGCCAUUCACACACCCACACACACACACACACACAUAGGUGUAUAUACAUAUAGUUGCAUGAUCACCGACGCCCAAUCACUGCAAAAUUUGCUCAUCAUUGGCCAAUUGGUUGUCCGCAGCGCAGCGCAGCGUGUGGCAUCGCGUGGCGCUCCCUAGACCGUGUUAUUUUAAUGCUAAACUUUUUCCGUUUGUUUAGGACAUUUAUAAUAUAAUUUCAAGAGUAUAACAAAGCUUUAAUAUAUGUAUCUACAUUAGACGAAA
Messenger RNA from Scaptodrosophila lebanonensis, 2843 nucleotides. Its product is annotated as protein GPR107. Bases 175 to 2400 code for a protein of 741 amino acids. Lineage: Eukaryota; Metazoa; Arthropoda; Insecta; Diptera; Drosophilidae. Gene Ontology annotation, biological process: transport. The record is from RefSeq and is a predicted model, not a curated record. The transcript has 7 exons. Gene Ontology annotation, cellular component: Golgi apparatus; membrane.